Messenger RNA from Cyanidioschyzon merolae strain 10D, 1155 nucleotides. RefSeq lists its product as hypothetical. The transcript has a single exon. Gene Ontology annotation, cellular component: endoplasmic reticulum membrane. Gene Ontology annotation, molecular function: metalloendopeptidase activity. NCBI's taxonomy places the organism in Eukaryota, Rhodophyta, Bangiophyceae, Cyanidiales, Cyanidiaceae. The record is from RefSeq and is a predicted model, not a curated record. Bases 1 to 1155 code for a protein of 384 amino acids. Gene Ontology annotation, biological process: CAAX-box protein processing.
AUGGUUCACUCCAGACUGUGCGGUUGUAGUGAACAGAGGCUGUACUUGGCGUUCGCGUCGCUGGGUGUCCGCAGCCACAGCUCCUUGCGAACAGUUGCCGCGGGCACUCGACCUCAGUACCAGCCGAUCCCGAGCAGUCGACCAGCUUGGCGGCUUUCGAAACUAGCCUGCCGACGCUACUCCGUGACGCAUUCGGGCUGUGCAAGUCGUCUCGGAACACGAUGCUGUGCGGUAGUGCGACAGGAAGCGGCUUCGCAACGUGCUGUGUUGGUCGGUCUCGAGGCCGCCGACUUUCGCCACCCACUGGAUGCGCUUGCAACGCGCCAAAUGGACUUUUUGACACGAAUCACCGGUUUAGGUGCACUCAUUCGGAGGGUUAUUGGCCCCGUGGCGGAGCAGGUGCUUGAAAUAGAAAAUAUCUCGUCAGGUGUUUUAGUUGGCCCCGAGCAGCUACCCUCGUUGUAUGCUCUGCUCACCGAGGCUUGUGAGAUUCUGCAUAUCGACGUUCCUGACCUGUACAUUCGUCAAAACCCGAUACCGAACGCGUACACCCUCGCUAUUAAUGGACAGCGUCCGUUCAUCGUGCUGCACUCGGCGUUGCUGGAUAUGGGACUGACGGCAUCCGAACUGCAGACCGUCAUCGCGCACGAGCUGGGCCAUCUCAAGUGUGAGCACGGAAUCUGGAUCACGACGGCGAACCUGCUUCUACUCGCUCUGGGACAACUGGGGGAACUCGGUCGAUCACUUGCAACCAUGUUGGGUCGUCGUAUUUUCAGCUGGCUGCAGGCUGCCGAGCUCAGCUGUGACCGUGCCGCGCUGCUUGUAAUGCAGGACCCUCGCCUCGUUAUCAGUGUGCUCAUGAAGCUGUCAGGUGGUUCGGCGACGUGGGCUUCGGAAAUGAAUCCGGAUGCAUUUCUGCAACAGGCUACUCGCUUGGAUUCGGUGAGUCGAACUCGUCUCGGUCGCCAAGUUCGACAACGGAUGCAGCGCAGCGCGACGCAUCCGUUGCCGGUGGUGCGCGCUCGCGAGCUCGAUCGCUGGGCGCACUCUGUGGAGUACCAACGACUUUUGGCUGGGGGCCAGCGGCGCGCCAGCCGCGAUCAGAUGAGGAAAGCGGAAGUGGGGAAGCGAGACCCACCUCCUAAAUCCUCCUGA